Fusarium poae is the source of this 1338-nucleotide messenger RNA. RefSeq lists its product as uncharacterized. The record is from RefSeq and is a predicted model, not a curated record. Bases 1 to 1338 code for a protein of 445 amino acids. Lineage: Eukaryota; Fungi; Ascomycota; Sordariomycetes; Hypocreales; Nectriaceae. The transcript has a single exon.
AUGGCUCGUAAAAAGUCAAGUCGUUCUGCCAAGGCCCAUUACGAGCACACUCAAAACAAAUCAGCCGAGGACAACGCCACUCAAGAUGGCCCAUCUCGAACGAAUACCGACCUGCUGAAUUAUGAAGCCAAAGGACGCCAGUUCCCCCAAUUCCGCGAACUCCCAUACGACGUACGCGCCAUGAUCUGGGAAGAAGCUCUCGCCAACCAAAGAAUCCUACGCAUCUCUCUCGAAAAGCGGGAGACGUCCACGCGCAACAAGUACCAACGGAGAAAGGCUACGAAAGCCAAGGGUAAGAAAGCACGGAAGGUCGAGGAUGAAGAAGAGCCCUCAGCACCCGAGAAGACUUAUCGUGUUGUGGUGGAAGAGCGUUACGCCAUUAGUAAGCUCUUCCACAUUUGCAGCGAAUCGCGACGCGCCGCCGAGUCCUUCUACCGUGUCCGUGUCCCUUGUACUUACAAAUGGGGCAACAAGACACAAGAGGGGACAUUUUACUUUCGUCCCGAGUUCGAUAACAUCCAAGUCGGUAUUACAGAAUACCUCUCUGACUUUGCCUUUGAUCUUUGGCAACUCGAUUCACGAUAUGUUGGCUUGAUCAACCUCACACUCCCAUGGCAGCCAAAUGUCCGCAAGAUAAUGGAAAUGGACGACCACGAACGGGAUAUACUGAGAGGUGUGCUUUUGAGAUUGCAAAAUGUCUCUUUUGCUCACAUGCAGGAGAAGCCGAGAGCUGCUCCGCCCCCUGUACGUACCCUCGCAUAUGUCCAUUCCAUGCAAAUGGCCAACGCAAAUGGCAAUACCACAAACGAUAACGAUGGAGAACCGACACCACCCAAGCCACGAACGGGAUGGGAACCUGAUUGUACCGGUCCUAUCUCCACAUGCAUCCCAAGCUUCGAAAGACUACCCGUGGAUCCACGAGAGAUGGGCAAUGACCAUACCCGCCCCUACUUCUCCUUCAAAAACCCAGUCCACAUAGCCCUAAGCUGGUUCCGCCUCCUUGAGUCAAUCGAAGCUACGUAUGAGCAUAGAGUUAACUAUAGAUUCAUGCUGAGCUACGAGACCACUGGUAGAAACAUAGCUACACGAGACCAGGCCACCUCUUGGGUACAGAGUCAACGAAAGAACUUCAAGGCUCGUGCCGUGAGCGAAGGUUUAGAACAUGGAGAGUGGGUGCAGCCAGCGAUGGGAUUCUGGAUGUAUCCUAUAGAGUGUGUUGGAUCACUGGUUGAUGAUGAGGGAGUCUUGAAGACGGCAAAGGACGUCUUGGAAGGUGUGGAGCUUGAGGAUAUCAUGAGUAAAUACGCCCCUGAGCUUUGCUUAAGUAGGUUGGUUUAA